AUGUCUGAAUGUACCGGCCCCUCUUCACCACCUCCUCACCCUGACACUGAAGCUGCAGCAGCCUUCACCACCUCCUCCUCUUCAUCACCACCUCCUCACCCUGACACUGAAGCUGCAGCAGCCUUCACCACCUCCUCCUCUUCAUCACCACCUCCUCACCCUGACACUGAAGCUGCAGCAGCCUUCACCACCUCCUCCUCUUCAUCACCACCUCCUCACCCUGACACUGAAGCUGCAGCAGCCUUCACCACCUCCUCCUCUUCAUCACACUACCUCCUCACCCUGACACUGAAGCUGCAGCAGCCUUCACCACCUCCUCCUCUUCAUCACCACCUCCUCACCCUGACACUGAAGCUGCAGCAGCCUUCACCACCUCCUCCUCUUCAUCACCACCUCCUCACCCUGACACUGAAGCUGCAGCAGCCUUCACCACCUCCUCCUCUUCAUCACCACCUCCUCACCCUGACACUGAAGCUGCAGCAGCCUUCACCACCUCCUCCUCUUCAUCACCUCCUCCUCACCCUGACAAUGAAGUUGCAGCCGCCCCUCUUCACCACCUCCUUUUCUUUACCACCUCCUCCUCUUCACCACCACCUCCUCCUCCUCACAGCACCUCCUCACCCCUGA
Molecule: messenger RNA, 627 nt
Organism: Knipowitschia caucasica
Lineage: Eukaryota; Metazoa; Chordata; Actinopteri; Gobiiformes; Gobiidae
Source: the annotation of a GenBank genome assembly